This is a messenger RNA of Uranotaenia lowii, 1680 nucleotides long. RefSeq lists its product as uncharacterized. NCBI's taxonomy places the organism in Eukaryota, Metazoa, Arthropoda, Insecta, Diptera, Culicidae. The coding region runs from base 1 to 1680 and encodes 559 amino acids. Gene Ontology annotation, biological process: DNA integration. The record is from RefSeq and is a predicted model, not a curated record. The transcript has a single exon. Gene Ontology annotation, molecular function: nucleic acid binding.
AUGAAGGACCUCACUCUUCCUCGAAAGGAAUUAAUUGGAGCCAAAUUGUUGGCAGAGUUGAUGAGCCGCGUGAUCGGCAUCAUACCACAACACAUUAACAAGGUUCACUACUGGUGCGACUCGCAAGUAGUGUUGUCUUGGAUACACGCAAACGAUCAACACGCCGAGGUGUAUGUUCGAAAUCGUGUGAAAAUCAUUCAACAAUUAACAAACAAGAUGAGCUGGAGGUACAUCCCCACCGACCAGAACCCAGCGGAUGUGAUCUCCAGAGGAAUCUCAGUGAGGAAACUGUUGACCACCAAGAAGCAGCUGUGGCUGCAUGCCACCCCGUAUGCACUAGAGGUACAUCCAGAAAUUCAAGUAUGCGCAAUUCAGCAAGCGCCGACCAUCGACCACACUCUGCAUGAUCCUGACCCAGAAGAUUAUAUCCAGAGUUACAAGUACUGCAAUUCUUUCCGAAGGACCAGAAGGCAUUUCGCCUUAAUACAGCGCGCCAUAAGCAAUUUUAAGGCAAAAGCUACAAGUUCUAUUAAUUCUGAACAACUCCUACAAACCAUGACCGGCCCUCUAACUGUUGAAGAGCUGGAAGCAGGACUACAUCUAGUCAUCAAAAAUAUGCAAUCCGUCUGCCUAGGACAAGAGCUGAAGAGCAUCGGUUUACACGGCAUUCCUACAAAGCAGGGCCCCCUGCAGCACCUCAAUCCUAUGCUGGCAGGUGGCCUCAUUCGAGUAACAGGCAGGUUAAACUUAGCAGACUUGCCUGAAGAACAGCGACAUCCAAUAUUCAUUCCGAGGGAGCAUCCGUUUGCACGAAUCAUCCUUGUGCAUCUACAUCGCUCCAAUAACCACGCCGGUCUGGAAAUAGUCUUGGCCGAAUUUCAACGAAGCUAUUGGAUGAAGGGAUUGCGGAAAACAACCCAAUCCGUCCUUCAAAAAUGCGUACUCUGCGUACGGGCAAGGCCUCGCAGAUUCGAGCAAAUGAUGGGCCAGCUUCCACGGCCCAGAGUGAAUCCCUCUACAGCGUUCACUCAUACUGGCGUAGACUUGUGCGGGCCGUUCCAAGUGCUGCCAAGUCAGCGGGCGAAAAUGAGGCUUACCGUUUACGCCUGCCUGUUUGUGUGCUUUUCGACCAAAGCAGUGCAUAUCGAGGUGGUGGAGGAUCAAUCCACCGGGGCCUUCUUAGCCGCCUUGAUACGGUUUGUAUCAGUGCGUGGUACACCGGAGGUGAUAUACUCCGACAACGGCCGCAACUUCGUCGGAGCCAGCCGCGAACUUGCAGAACUGAGCAAAGUAUAUAACUCGGAGUUGUUCCAAAACGAACUCAUAGGGAUAGCAGCUGAGGAAGGAAUACGCUUUUCCUUCAUCCCUCCGAGAAGCCCUAAUUUCGGAGGUCUGUGGGAGGCCAACAUAAAAGUGGCCAAAAGACUCUUCACCGCAGCCGCUCGUGGAUCCAGCUUUAAUAUAUUGGAGAUUCAGACGGUGUUCUACCAAGUAUCAGCGAUAAUGAAUUCACGUCCGCUGACCUCAAUUUUCUCCGACGCCGGAGCUCCGGAACCUGGUGCACUUCCUAAUAGGAAGAGCCAUAACUACUAUACCCAUCCCGGCAAGCCACUUAGAACAGCAAAACUUAGUUAUGCGCUGGAAGCGCAUUCAACGCCAAACCGCACAAUUCUGGCGUAG